AUGUCUGACCUACCUGGAACCCCCCUAACUCGGAGGAACACUACAACCACAACGAAACCAAAGCCGACCCCAAAAGCUGCUGGAAAAGGGGCACAAGGUCAGCUUGCUCAAGAGAAGGAGAUUGAUGCCAUGUACGCAGCCCAGCCAGCUGGUAUAGGAGUGAAGACACCAGCCAAGGCUGCAGCAAGAGGUCAACUCCGGCCCACAGCUAACGAUACUGCAGUAGAUUUACAAGCAGUUCUGAAAAGAAUGGAGCAAAUAGAGUCGGAACUUGACCGGGAAUGUGAGCAGAACAAGAAACUACAGCACAAUGUCACAGUUUUGACAGAGAAGACCUGCCACGGUAAUGAUGCCCAUAUGGAAGAGGAAGAAGAUACCGAGGACAUAUCUACCCAGCCACAAAAAGAGUUGAUGGCAGAGCAAGAAGCAUUGAGCACUGAGCAAGAAACUGUUGCUUGGCUCCAGGAACAGCUUGAGCAACUGGACGCAAAUGGACAAGAAGUCACCAGUGACCUGGUGCCCCGCCUGAAAGGUACAGCAGGAGCUGACUGGAGCAUCCAGGAAGUGAUGGGGUUGGCUGGUUCUGAGAAGAAACAUGGUAUCUACAGGGCACUUGUGCGUAAAAUUCAUGACCUAACUCUCAAUGCACGUAUCAAAUGGGAUUCAAAAUGGGCAGACAUACCUGCAAGUGAUAAGGCAAAACUGUUUCAAGUUGCGAGAGAUCAGCAUCCAUAUCUCAAAUGGUGGCUCAACAUUCCAGAGAAUUACGCCUACCUCAAGAAAAAACAGGCCAAUGUCGUCCUCUCGGCAAAGAAGAAGGCCAAGCAGAAGGCCGCUCAUUCUCGAAAGGGAAAGUCGAAGGUGACCCAAGCAGAUGACGAGGCGAGCGACGAGGACCACCAGAUGGAUGAGGGCGAAGACGAGGAUGAGAACUGA
This is a messenger RNA of Laccaria bicolor S238N-H82, 936 nucleotides long. RefSeq lists its product as uncharacterized. Lineage: Eukaryota; Fungi; Basidiomycota; Agaricomycetes; Agaricales; Hydnangiaceae. The record is from RefSeq and is a predicted model, not a curated record. Bases 1 to 936 code for a protein of 311 amino acids. The transcript is spliced from 7 exons.